Messenger RNA from Drosophila teissieri, 1549 nucleotides. RefSeq lists its product as uncharacterized. The record is from RefSeq and is a predicted model, not a curated record. The coding region runs from base 666 to 1022 and encodes 118 amino acids. The transcript is spliced from 2 exons. NCBI's taxonomy places the organism in Eukaryota, Metazoa, Arthropoda, Insecta, Diptera, Drosophilidae.
CAGUCCAUUCGAUGCGCCUCGACAAUUGCCGGUUAAGUGGGGCUCGUCUUUCUCAGCGAAGCGGACUGCCAUUUAUGAAGAUCAGGAGUGGGCGACCCCACAUUCCAAUGCUAGGCACACCCAGGCACCAGGCCGAAUCGGGCCGAAUAAUUAAUUGUGCAAAACUGCAAAAUAAUGCAGAACAAUGGCCGGGCUUUUUGGGGUGUAAAAGCAUUUCGCCAGCUCAUGGCGAUAGCUCUCCAAAUGCAAAGACUAUAGAGAAACCAUAGCCACGGAGUGGGACGAGGUCCGUGAGAUUUAUGGCGCUCGCCCAACUCCGGAAUAUCCCAAGCCCCCGCGUCGAAGAAGAAAACAUGUGCUUCGCCUUGCUUCGCUUUACUUCGCCGAGGUAUCGAGAGCCAGAUCCGGAGAGAUAUAGCCCGAUCGUGGGCUCUCAGCGCCUCUCGAUUCCGAGUGACUUAAAUAUGGGUGCUGCCAGCGAAGUAGCUUCAGUUGGUGACUGAAUUUCAGACCGUACACAGCUCCUAAAAAAGCCUAAACACCUCAAGCUAAACGCGCAAAAGACCGCAAGUGCAUAAAAAUACGAGAGUGGAAUCGCACCCAAUCGCAGAAAAUAUUAUACAAUUUCUUUUUAAACCUUGAAUACCCAAAAACUCAACUGCAAAAUGCAAGUGGAUAAAGUUUGUGCCGCCAUCGCGCUCAUCGCAAUCUUCGCCAGCGUUGUGGAUGCAGCAGUUUACACCAAGCCCGCCAUCAUCUCUCCUGAACAUCCUGGCAAGUGCUACGACAAGCUGUACCGCAUGGCCCUGCUGCCCGACAAGGAGUACACGCCGAAGGGCUUCUGCGCGGCGAUGACUUGCGACCUGAAGGCCCGCGAGAUCAGCAUCGAGACCUGUCCCUAUGUGGAGGCCCCUGGCUGUGAGGAGCUGCCCAGCGACCGCAACUGGCGGUUCCCCAAGUGCUGUCCGCGGUUCAAGUGCGUCGACUUUAAGACCGGCAAGGACAUUAUCGUCUCGCUGUAGAUCGGCUAUAUGUAUAGAUCCACCCUAUAUAGCCGCAACUGAAACGUGAUUUUACAUGAAAUGUAUUCGUAGUUUUGUAAUACCUAAAAAAGAGAGAGAGCGAGAUCGUGUGAAAGCGAGAGCGAGCGACUCACUAUUGGAAAUUUGACCCCCUUUUCUGGCCAAAACCCAUUUUCUGAAAGUCGGAGGGGCGGUGCCCCGCCCACCCCAUACAAAGAACACAAACUAAAUAUCUCACCCCGGAGUUCUUAAUUUAGGCCAGAAGAAGUGGUCAAAUUUCCCAUAGUGCGACUGUGUGCGUGUGUGUUUUAUUCUUAAUUUAUUUAUUUUUAUUUGUAAAUAACACAUUAUCUGCAUAAACCCCCAAAAACCGCGUCAUGUUUGAAAAUGUGAACAUAAUUAAAUUUGUUUUGAUUUAUUCAAAAAUCCCUGUAUGCGAUAUUUGCAAGUAUGACUAACCACCAUCAACCAGCUAUGUUUAGUCCAUAAGAUUUAAGCGAAGUAAUAAAAAAUCUGAAAUAUGCAAA